CAGACUUACAACUUUUCUCUCUAAAGGCUUGACACUGCAGAUAAGACUGCUGGGGACACAGUGACUUGAGUCAGAUCCACUGUUCACCGCCUCUGAGCUAUGUAUGAUGAGGUAACAGUGCCACAGACAGUAGUGGGACCUGUAGGCUGAUCAACACGCAGAGGAGGCAGCUAAUGAUCCCGAAACCAGCCAAAACCGAGAGGAAACCCCCCUCCAGGCGGCGGGGCGACACGUGACCAGCCGUCACAGGGAGCAGCAGGCUGACAAUCAGUGACUUUGUAGAGACACCCGGGCUGAGCAGACGCUCCUCCGAAGGAAGAUGUCCCCGGCUCCUGCAGAUGAGUUGGGCUACAAGCCCCUGGACGGUGGUUGGGGCUGGGUUGUGGUGGUCGGGGCCCACAUCUCUAUCGGAUUUGCCUACUCCACGCCUAAAGUGCUCUCCAUUUUCUUCAAAGACAUUCAAGAGGACCUGGGGACUAGCUUCAGUGAAAUAGCAUUGAUCUCCUCUAUCAUGCUAGCUGCCAUGUAUGCAGGCGGACCGGUAAGCAGUGUGCUGGUAAAGCGCUAUGGAAGCCGGCCAAUAGUCAUGCUGGGCGGACUGUUUUGUGGGGUGUCCAUGGUAACUGCUUCCUUUGGGAACUCCAUCAUUUACCUCUACCUUUGCAUUGGCAUCAUUGGAGGGUUUGGACUCUCCUUAAACCUCAACGCCUCUCUCACCAUCAUCAGCAAAUACUUCCUGGUUAAGCGGCCUUUAGCCAACGGACUAGCCAUGGCCGGGAGUCCAGUGUUUCUAUGUUUCGUGGCCCCUCUCAACCAAUAUUUACUGGUCAAGUUUGGCUGGAGGGGAAGUCUCCUUAUUCUCGGGGGUCUGAUGCUCAAUUGUUGUGUUGCUGGGGCCUUGAUGAGACCUGUCGUUGCACCUUCUAAACCAUCUGCUUGUACACUGCCGAAGAAGGUGGAGGAACAGCCAAGUAGCUGCAACACAAAGCCAAAAUGGAGCUGGAUGAAGAACGCUAAGAAGUUCUUGGAUUUGUCCUUCUUCAGAGAUCGAGGCUUCGUCAUUUACCUCAUUGGGAGCGUGAUGUUCAUCUUCGGUGCAUAUGCGCCCAUCGUAUUCCUGCCAGCCUAUGCUAUUAGCCAAGGAGUAGAGGAGUAUUCUGCAGCCUAUCUGCUGUCUAUUAUGGGCUUUGUGGACAUGUUUGUUCGACCAGGCACAGGCCUGGUCGCAAACAGUAAGUGGAUCAGGCCCAGAAUCCAGUAUUUCUUCAGCUUUGCCGUGGUUUUCAACGGCACAUGCCACCUGCUUUGCCCGCUGAUGAAGAGCUAUGCCCUCUUGGUGGCCUACGCAGUAUUCUUUGGCGUGAGUUUUGGCAUGGUCUUCGCCCUGAUAUUUGAAUGUCUAAUGGACCUGAUGGGAAGUCAACGCUUCCCAAGUGCCGUUGGACUGGUCACCAUCAUCGAGUGCUUCCCCAUGCUACUGGGACCACCUGCUGCAGGGUUCCUGGUGGACAUCUCUCAUGAGUACAAGUACCUGUUCCUAAUGUGCGGGUCAGUGAUCACGACUGGCGGGGUCUUUCUCUUUAUCAUGAACGUCUACAACUACCACAUGCUGAAAAAAGAGAAGACCGCAAAGGACAGAGAGCAGAACCAUGGAGCCACAGAGGACCAGGUGGAGAUGAAACGCUUCCCUGAGGCAGAGAUGGAACCGACCGAGCCCGAAGCUGAAAAUGAAGCUCAGAGAGGUCCAUGUCCAGAGGAUGCAGAAAAACCAAAUUAAUGCAAUUACUAACUACAGCUUUGUCACAAGCCGUGUUUCCAUCCAGUGCAGCAGAUAUUUUUUUACAGAAUUUCUAAGAUUGAUGUGCCUUUCCAUCUACUAGCAUUAUACAAAUAUUAGCAGUUGGUACCUAAAGAUAAACAGCUGGUGGCGCCAGUCAGGUGACAUUAAAUCAUUGCAGAAGAAAAGGGCACGACGAGAUAAGGUACUUAAAAGAGCUCCUCGAACAGUGAACAAAUCUGUAUGUCAAGACAGCAUUUGUUGGUUUCAUAUAACAAUUUGAGGAGGCUUCAGUGAAGGUCGGCACCACUUCUCGUGUCUCCAGUCGUCUCCUCCGGCGCCAACAGAAAAAGCACAAUGGAUCUCCUUUAAGUGACAGGCUUCAUGUAGGCCCUGAAUUGUUCGUUGAGUCGGUUUUCAUUUCACGUUCAUGGUUUUGUUUACGCACAAAUCAAAGUGUGCUUAAAAUCAUUUGGUUAUCUGACUGUUAAGAUUCAAUAAGCAUUUCUAAUUCAGUGCAGUUUUGUCAAAUUCAUGAAAUAUCUCCUAGUAAGUCCACCAGCUGUCCAUUCUGUGGGUAUGCUGGGGGGGAGAUCUGGUCUUCAUACACUGAACUGGCUUCGUAAAUAGGAAACAAACUGACUCAGACCGAGCCACACAACAGCCAAUCAGAAACUGGGGAAGCUGUUGCACUGUGACCUCUACUGUUUUUUUUUAUUAUUUUUUUUUCAUGUUUUCGCUGGCUACAGAGUUUGAAACAUCAAAUAUCAACAGUGUCUCUGCAGAAUCCCUGACUCCAGCUUAAGUAAUUUAACAAGCAAACACAACUGAGAGCCUGCAGUCAUGCCAGCAGUUCUGCAAGGACUGAUGUAUGGUAGAGCACACCACACUUCUGAUGUGUAUCGACAGAAAUUAAGAGCGGAGUGAUUUUUUUCUCUCUCUUUUAUUUACAAUAUAUUUUUAAAUUAAACAAAGUUGCAUUAGUUGCAUCACAUCAUCGCAAUUGAUGUAUAGAUGUACUUCUGAGAGCUUGCUUUGUUAAUCACAAUCUCAAUCACACUGCCUGUCCACAAAUGACAGUCCGCAUAAUAAUAAUAAUAAUAAUGACAACAGUUCUCCAGGUUAGCAUCAUUAAAGGAAAAGGUUUCGCCAAACUUUUGUCUGUCGAAAAGUUUCUGCCGAGGAACGCGUAUCAAAACCGUUGAGCACUCGGGUUGAAGAUGAACGUGGCAUGUUGACAUUCUCAGAGAAUUUUAAACAUGCUGAUGGUCAGCAAAUGAUUACAAUGUGAACUAUCUCAGUGCUUUAUAUUUGCGUGCUUACAUUUGCUAAUUGUGGCUAAUGGUUAUGUCAUUAGUAUGUACCAGUUGAUCCUGCAGGGAACAUGUCUGUCUGUACCAGAGAUGAGAUAUUCCACUGAAAAACUGCACAGUGGUGCUAUUGAAGAAAAGUGAUCACCGGAGUCAGUAGGAUUCAUUGUCUGGUCUCCAUGAAGGGGAAGUUUGGUACAAAUUCCUCCAUUUAGCUUUUAAGAUCUUUAGGUUGAUGGGUGAAAACGUCUGAGGAUCAUCACAGUCAAUAGAGAUGUUAACCACAUUUGUGGCAAUCUUACCACUGUCUGUUUUGAUAUUUCACUUAAUUCUGGAAACAUCAAAUGGCAGCACUAGAGGAAAUGUCAGGGGAUCAUCAAAAUAAAUAGGCUUUAUCCUCUUCAGACCAUGAGUGUUGAAAGAAUGCAGAUACACGUCUUCAGACGAUGAAUCUUCCUAUCUGAGAGUGAAUGUCUUCCGUAAUUGUAACCAUUGUUCUCUCAAAUAGUCAUGAACAUACAGAUCUACUUCUUUGUUUGGUCAUUCCUAUUAGUUCAUUCCUCAGCAAUCUAAUCUUACUGUAAAAACAUGAAUUGUUCUUGUAGUGAUGUGAUAUUUUGCACUUGUAGUGUUUACAAUAUAAAAGUGACAAUAGGUUUCGUACAUGGAAUACUGUAGCUGCCAGCAGAGCCUCGGAAGUCUUACAAAUUUGUAAGGAAAGAAUUUAUCUCUUCUUUAGUUACUGUCUAUUUUUUUUUAAUAAGUACUAACACCUCUAAUGCACAUAGAGAUGUCGCAAGUAUGAUUUUAUAUGAUCGAUUUAUGAUUAUUGUCUAACCUCAUACAGCAAAUAACACUGUCUUUUGAAAAUUUUAUCCCUGUUUAAUUUUAACAUUCACACUGAAACACAUUACAAACUACGAUGUUGGGUCCACAGUGAUGCAGUCCUGUUGUGUUGACAUUUAACGCUGACAUUUGUUUUGGGUUUUUUUUAGGGAUGAGAAUGGAUUUGCAUGCACUGUUUGUUUUGAGACUGUGUGUUAGUGCAUGUGAGCAAGUGUGUUGAAAAAAAAAAAAAAGAGAAAACUGUGCAACAGUGUUUUAGAAAUGAUCCAAAAUAUAGUUAUUACAGGUGAAGGCAGCUUUUUGUGUUCUGUCUUAGACAGAAUAUAAUGGAAGUUGUAGUUUACUAGUUAAUGACAGCUGUGUUAGCAUCUUAUUAGCACAUGUGGUGUACAACUUGCCGUUGACACUUUGGAUAACACUAUUUUGUCAAUCGUAAUAAAAUUCCUCUGUAUUUUA
Molecule: messenger RNA, 4389 nt
Organism: Acanthopagrus latus (yellowfin seabream)
Lineage: Eukaryota; Metazoa; Chordata; Actinopteri; Spariformes; Sparidae
Product: monocarboxylate transporter 2-like
Exons: 5
Coding region: 320-1777 (485 amino acids)
Biological process (GO): monocarboxylic acid transport; transmembrane transport
Cellular component (GO): membrane
Molecular function (GO): monocarboxylic acid transmembrane transporter activity
Source: RefSeq, a predicted model, not a curated record